Messenger RNA from Caenorhabditis elegans, 945 nucleotides. RefSeq names its product G_PROTEIN_RECEP_F1_2 domain-containing protein (gene K03H6.4). Lineage: Eukaryota; Metazoa; Nematoda; Chromadorea; Rhabditida; Rhabditidae. The coding region runs from base 1 to 945 and encodes 314 amino acids. The transcript has 9 exons. The record is from RefSeq and is marked reviewed.
AUGACGGACCUAACAGACUACACAAUGAUCACGUAUAUAGUACUUGGAUUGAUAAUUCUUCUAGUUGAUGUUCCAUUGAUUUUUAAUCUUCUCUCCCAGAAGCGUUUCCGUUAUCGUAAGGAUUUUCUGCUCUUUGCAUGUGCCAGCUCUAUCGACAUGUUCUACGUAGUCGUCACUAUUUGGAACAGCGCUUGUCGCCUUCAUAUGGGCGAGGGAAAAACUACUCGUGCGGAUUGUAUUCGACGACCGAUGAUGUUCCUCAGCAUUGUGGCCAAUUUGAUGAUUGCCUACAUGCCUACUAUGAUUGCGUUCGAUCGACUUGUGGCUGCAAAAAAAGGAGUUUGGUAUCACAGACAAACAAUUAAAUACUCGGUUUAUCUGUGCUCUGUGUUUCUAUGCUUCUGUGCCAUUGUUGCUUUCCUAAACUACAACAUCAUUGUUAACGGAAAAUAUGGCCUUGAAAUGGUAUCUUCAAUGUGUUUCACGACAACUCUAAUCGCUCCAAUCUUUUACACAUUUUACAAUUUGGUAAAGUGGUUCGGAAUUUUUAUGGGCGUUUUGCUUUUUUUGUUGGCAGUUAUAACUCUUCACGUUGAAAACAGAUUCAACAUGAGCACCAGCGACUUUCAAAGAUCCUACCGUGGAAUGCACAAAUACUUUGCCCUAACCUCGCUCAACUCGAUUCUUUUUCAUUUUGCACCCGACUUUAUGCUGGUUUUCGUCGAGAAUAAAUCUCUCCUCCUCAUUUCAGCCCUCUAUAGCUUGAUAAUGUUUAAGAGCAUUGCCAAUUUCCUCUGCAUGUUUCUGGUCUACCACGAGAUUCGGCAAAUUUUUGUAUACAUCUUCUCCUGCUGCCCAAAAGAGUCCAGCACAAUUCAGGUGGUGCAAUUCAACAAAAAUACGGGCAAAAUCAAAUUACAAGGGUUCCGAGGAAUGUCUCUGUAA